Molecule: messenger RNA, 1725 nt
Organism: Bacillus rossius redtenbacheri
Lineage: Eukaryota; Metazoa; Arthropoda; Insecta; Phasmatodea; Bacillidae
Exons: 2
Coding region: 57-1361 (434 amino acids)
Source: RefSeq, a predicted model, not a curated record
GCCUCACUCAGUCGCCUAGGACUGGUCGUGUCUGACACCUGGACACACCUUCAGACAUGAGAGGAACGUGGUGCUUGGUGAUCCUGGCGGUCGCCGCGCUGGCGGUGGCCGAGGAGGCCGCCAAGGUCAAGGAGGAGCCGAAGGAAGAAGGCAAGAAGACGGCCGACGGCAAGAAGACGGAGAAGCGGGGGAUCUUCGGGCUGGGCUACGGCUACGGCGGCGGUUACCAGCUCGAGGACUUGGGCAUCGGCGGCUUCGGGCACGGCCUGCUGUCCGGCUACGGCGGCGGCUUCUCCGACUACGGCGGCGGCUACGGCGGCGGCGGCUACGGCGGCUACGGCGGCGGCUACGGCGGCUACGGCGGCUACGGCCUGCUGGGCGGCCACCACGAGACCAUCAAAACUGUGCACCUGACGCACAAGGUGCCCAUCGCCGUGCCACACCCCUACCCCGUGGCGGUGCCCGUCGAGAAGAAGGUGCCCUACCCGGUGGACAGGCCCUACCCGGUGCACGUCAAGGUGCCCGUCGACAGGCCGUACCCGGUGCCCGUUGAGAAGCCCGUGCCCUACCCUGUAGAGAAGCCGGUCCCCUACCCGGUCAAGGUGCCAGUCGACCGCCCCUACCCCGUGCACGUGCCGGUCGAGAAGCGUAUCCCCUACCCAGUGGAGGUCAAGAUCCCGGUGCCUCAACCCUACCCGGUGCACGUGGACAAGCCCGUCCCCUACAUCGUCGAGAAGAAGGUCGCCGUGCCCCAGCCGUACCCCGUGGAAGUCAAGGUUCACGUCCCCCAGCCUUACCCGGUCCACGUGAAGGUACCGUACGCAGUGCCCGUCGACAGGCCCUACCCCGUGCACGUGAAGGUGCCCGUCGACCGUCCUUACCCCGUGGCCGUUCCCAAGCCGUACCCCGUCACCGUGGAGAGGCCCGUGCCCUACCCCGUCGAGAAACACGUGCCCUACCCGGUGAAGGUACCCGUCGACAGGCCCUAUCCAGUGGCCGUGCCCAAGCCCUACCCCGUCACCGUGGAGAAGCACGUGCCGUACCCGGUGGAGAGGCCCGUGCCCUACCCCGUGGAGAAGCACGUGCCCUACCCGGUGAAGGUCCUCGUGGACAGGCCCUACCCUGUGGCGGUGCCCAAGCCCUACGCCGUGCCGGUGGAGAGGCCCGUGCCCUACCCGGUGGAGAAGCACGUGCCCUACCCGGUGGGAGUUCCCGUGGAGAAGCCGGUGCCGUACCCCGUGGUGAAGCCCGUGGCGGUCCCCGUCAAGGUUCCCUACGCCGUGCCCGUCAAGGCGCACUACGAGCACGGGUACGGCGGGCACGGGUACGGCGGGUACGGCUACAGCCACGGCGGGUACUGAGCCUCCAACAGGACUGAAUCCCACCCUCAGUGAGUCUCCCGCGCGCGUCCCGCCAGAAUCAUCAAGCACCCGCCAGUUCCAUCUGCCCCUCCGCAUCUAGCUCUUCGCUCUCGUUGCUGGUUCCAAUGGAAGGAAAACUCAACUCUGCAAGUUUUCAGUUUCAUUAAACAGAGCAAGAACUAUCAUCUCAUCGUCGUUUCAUUAGCAUACUGCAUAUCUUCAUCUUCAUGUGUUUCUGCUUCGUGAAUGAGUCAUGUGCAAUACUAAACAAUACUUGUUGUAUAAUUGUUUUUUUAUCUUUGUAUGUAUUUUUUAUAUUCUUCUAGACUACUAGUUUCGUCUUAAUAAAUAAUUUACUACAAAU